ACUUUCCGGUCAGCUCGCGUGGCUCUCUGAAGGACGCCCGCUACAACCAAUGAGCUGGGAGAGUGCGCCUGCCCCGCCCCUCCACGAACGGCAGCAACCAAUCCCAUUGCAAAAGCGUCAAGACGCGCCACGCCCCGAAAGAGGCGGGGCGGGGUGGACGGUUGGCCGUGCAGUACAGGUUCCUUGGAUGAUGCACACUGAGAAACUUCAUCUGAGCCCAGGCCCCCAUGGCAUCCCAGGACAAAGAUGUGGAGCCCUCACUGCCCUCUCCAUGUGUCUCCCGGAUGGGGCCCUGGGAGGCCAUUCUUGAGGCCGUCAGGGAGCAGCUUCCAUCUCUGGACUCAGAUUCCUCUUUGUCAGACUGCGGAGAAGAGGAGCUGUUCAUUUAUCAACGAAAUCAAACCACCUUGAUUCCAGACUUGUCAGAGGAGCUGGCUGAAAACCCUGAUGGGGCCUGGGUUGGUCCUGCCAACAGGUCUCCUGAGCCACUUGUGGCACCUGUGGAGUUCUCAGCAGAGCCCUGGGGUGAAUGGAAUGUAAGGAUGAAGGAAGGAAAGGACCCUGGCCAGCCCUUGGAGGGCGGUGGUGAGAGCAGCUCUCUUAGGAUGCCUGAGGAGACCCCCACAUGGCAGGAAGGUGACCUUGGGGACAUGUCCUUCAACACCAAAGGAUCCCCAAGUCCUCCUUGGGGGCUGCAGGGAGAAGCCACCCUCUGUCUCCCAGGAGAAGACCUGAGGAUGGACCCAAAUGCCGUCCCCUGUGUUCAGAAGGGCUCAGAUUCUGCAAACCGGAGAGCCCUCCGAAAAGCGAGAAAAAAGAUGAUCGAGAGAGACCUACUUCAUAAAGUCACCUGGGGUGCCAGGAACCCUGCCUGCAGUGACCACAGUCUAGUGAAGAAGACACCCUGUGAAUCUGCAUCCACGGGUCGGAGACCGGGAACGCCACCACAGGGGCCCCGGGAAGGCCUGCCAGUGCUCGCCCUCCAGCAUCUUGAAGAGUGGGAUUUGGAUCACAUCCUUCAGAGUCUAACUGGACAAGAGGACGACCGGGGAGAUGGAGCAUCUAGAGGAGUGUGGUGGGCAGCUGAUCACCUCCAGGGCCCAGGUCACGCCGAGCCCAGUGCCCAGGAUAGGCUCAUGGAACAGCUCACCCUCCUGUGUGCUACGCAAUUCAGAGCCGCUUCCCCUGCCAGGAAGAUGCCUGCUGACAUGCCACCGGACAAUGAGCAGCUGGAGGUCAGAAGCAGAUGUGCUUUGAAGGAGCUGGGCUUCCAGGCCAAGCUGAGGCAGCAUGGGCUAAGGAACCCAGCGGAGCCUCCCACCACCUUCAUCGACCUGAGGCCCACCGAGCCAUCAAACCAGGGGUCCUUGGAAAGCCCCAGCCCCAGCCCCAGCUCCAGCUCCAGCUCCUCUGACAGUGAGGAUGCAGGGGAAGAAGAGGCAGCUGCUCAGAGAGAUUGGCAAGGCCCAGCAAGGCUACGGGACUGUACCGGGAAAAGUCAGCUUCUCCAGCAGCUCAGGGCUUUUCGGAAGGCUCAGCCCCAGUGGCCUGCCAACAAGGUUCCUAGCAACCAGAAGGCCCCUGAAAAUACAGCUGGAUCUGAGACUGGGAGGAAGCAGCACGUAACUCUCUGAGUAAGGCAUAAUGCCCUGGCCAGACACUCAGGAGGAAGUCCUGGGACCAUGGGAGACGGUUUGGGCCAGGGAUAGCCAGAGAGGUCCUGAUAUCUCCUCUGGGCCAACAGUAAAUGCCUCUGGGACUGGAUCUUAGGAGGUUAUUGGAAUGGGUUGACUCCGUCAGCAUACCCAGGCCUGAUGGUCCUUCUCUCUCGUUUCCAUUAGCAGGUGUUUUUGCAGUGCAGGACCUCUCAGACUGGAUCUAGGCCUCUGUUAGAAUUUGGACAGAACAUUUUUAUGCAUUUACAGCAGAGAUCCCAGCACAAACUUAUACACUGUACAGCGUGAAGACAACACAGGUGAUCCUAAUCCUCUGAGAGGGCGUGGAAGGAAAGCUCAAUGAGACAAUGGUUUUGUUCUGAUCGUGGAACUGCGAGCCUUUACAUCUUUGUCCAUUUCUUCAUUUUUUCCAUUAAUGUACAUCUGUUAUUUUCAUCAUACAAGGUCUUUUUAAAAACUGUAAAACAUACUUAGAGACUUUCAGGGUGGAAAGUCUUGAAAGAGAAUUUAGCGUGAUUUUCUGGGUCCCUGGAUACUCGCUAGUUUGUGCACUUGCCAUACCAUACACACAUUAAUCGAGCUCUUAAGAUUUCUCUUUUUUCUUUAACUAAGACACAAAGGCACAUACAGGUUCUAAGGUUAUUCCAAACUAAAGGUGAAGUUGGCCUUUAAAUACAGAGAAUAUUGGAUGCUCUAACACCCGAAACUAUCCUCAUUUCACAAGGUAUCCUUGUGAAUAGCCAGCCAGCAAGAGCUGAGGGAGGCACUCCCAUCUCUCUCACAAUUUCUUUGCAAGCAUUAUCCACUCCACCUCAUUUCCAUAGUCCCUUCAUAACAGGCUGAGGCCCUGUUACGUGGCACCUGUGUUCCCUCCCCAACUUGUUUCCAAGAUUUUGCUUGUCAGUCUCUCACUCCCCCAACCCCCACUACCUGCCCCAUGGGUAGAGCAGAAAAAUCAUCUGGGGUUCUUCCCAUGCUGUGGACUGGGGUGGUCCAGCAGGGUCCUUGGCAUUUGGGUGCAUGCACUCAGCUAGGGUCACAGUUGGCUGCCAUCUGCUGAGGGAGGGCAAGGGUCUCUUCCCAUUCUGCUGUGCACCAGACAAGACAGGCCCUGCAGGGCCUCAGCCAACCACAGGAAGUCAAGAUCAGGGCCACGGACAUUACUGAUCUGGCCACAGGGUUUUCACAACCAGCCCCACUCACAACAAUGAAGGGCAUUUUCAUUAGAAGCCAGAUGCAACAGGGGCUUCCGCAGGGCCAUAGGGAGCCCCAGGAAGACAUUCCUGCAGAGAACGGGCACGCUGCUGUCGCUUGAGGUCCCCAGGCCCUGUCCCCCCUGUGGAGGCUCCGCACCCUCAGUUCUGGGGCACACACAGGACAGGCAGCCUCAGUGUUGCACACCUCCACCUGUGCUGCCAGCUAGCCAUCAAGAGCAAAGGCCAUGUCUUCCCUUUAACCCCAUUUCCCCCAUCUCUACCCCUUUUAAUGCCAGUAAGUUCAUUCAGGAUGUUUUGCAGCAAUAGAAAAGAAACUCUGUUCCAAGUUCAACUAUGAAGAAUUCUCUGUCAAAGUAAACUGGGAGGAUGAGGCAGUGGGAGUUUAGACCUGGAUUGAAAGCCUGUUCUGCCAAUUGGCUCAAGUUCUUAGAGCUCUUGUGGCUUCAGUUUCCCCAUCUAUAAAAGGAGACUAAUGAAAAGUCCUACAUCAUAGCACUGCAUGAGAGCAUAUUAUGGAAAGGCAUUUGAUGGGCCCAGAUAUUGGACCAGGAAGAGGACAACCUCCUCCAGCACCAGGCGGGACCUGAGAAGUGAGCUGGGGCGCUUGGCUGUGUGUACGUGGGGUGCGGGUUGUUGACAGUGUUGGCCCAGCCAGAUCUGAAUGGUAUACUUGUCCUACGAGAGCUCUGGAAGCUGGCCUAGAAGGUGAAAACCAUCUUUAAACUAGGCGGCCUCAUUCUCCAGUGAAUACGCAGGGCAGAGCACAAUGGGGCUGGGAGGAGGACCCACAUAAUGUAUUAAGGGAGAACCGGUCACAUGCCCUGGAACCUGAGUUGUGUAGAAAAGUGAAAAUAUAUACAUCAAUUGAGUGACAAAACAGUAGAGCGUCAAGAACUGGCAUGAAGGCCAACGCCACCCAGCAAUAAGGAACAGUCACACUUCUGGAUAAAAUAUUCUAGAAACCAGUUAUUUCAGCAGCUGCCCCAUGACUCCAGAUGACUAAACUGGACACGGAC
Messenger RNA from Pipistrellus kuhlii (Kuhl's pipistrelle), 3909 nucleotides. It is a transcript of the gene DNAAF8, whose product is annotated as dynein axonemal assembly factor 8. The record is from RefSeq and is a predicted model, not a curated record. Lineage: Eukaryota; Metazoa; Chordata; Mammalia; Chiroptera; Vespertilionidae. Gene Ontology annotation, cellular component: dynein axonemal particle. The transcript has 9 exons. Gene Ontology annotation, molecular function: dynein complex binding. The coding region runs from base 228 to 1634 and encodes 468 amino acids.